Paramecium octaurelia is the source of this 624-nucleotide messenger RNA. The record is from the annotation of a GenBank genome assembly. Lineage: Eukaryota; Ciliophora; Oligohymenophorea; Peniculida; Parameciidae.
AUGGGUAAUACAUGUUAAUUUUCAAAAAUGGAUAAAGAAAAUUAAAGAAUUAGACUGAUAGGAGUAGAAUGUUAAUAAUUCCCUAAUAAAUAAACUUAGCUUGAGAAUUUUUCCUAUAAUAUUCAAUAAAACAUUGAUCAAUUUGAGGAGGAAUUUUUUAAUAAAAGCUUUGAACUUGAUAUACACAAUGAAAAGAUUGCAAAAUCAGAAUCCAUCAAAACUAACACAAUGGAGGGAAAACAAUUUUCAUUUAAUUCUCUUGUCUUUCUUGAAGAGAAAUAAAACAGCACUCAGUUCGGCAGCUAUAAUUAAAUGGCAAGUGAAGCCUUCGUAAAUUAUAUUAAACAGAGAACCUAAUUUAAAAGUUAGCAAUCUGAUAGAAUCAGAGAAAGCGCCUAAAAACAAAUGCAUUUGAAUAAUAUUAAACGCUUCCCUCAAAUUUAUGGAAGAACUUAAUUGAGAAAUACAGAUAUUGAUGCUUAAACUUCGAACUCGAAUAGAAUCAGUAAAUCAAAAAGGAAAUCUAAAAGCAAUUUUCACAGUAAUUUAUCUUUAAACCACAAAUCCAAUAUCUACUAGCCUUCAUAAAAACAGGAACGCAAAAUUAAAAUCAUAUAUUUAUGA